Pocillopora damicornis (cauliflower coral) is the source of this 10290-nucleotide messenger RNA. RefSeq lists its product as uncharacterized. Gene Ontology annotation, biological process: adenylate cyclase-activating G protein-coupled receptor signaling pathway. Gene Ontology annotation, cellular component: membrane. The record is from RefSeq and is a predicted model, not a curated record. NCBI's taxonomy places the organism in Eukaryota, Metazoa, Cnidaria, Anthozoa, Scleractinia, Pocilloporidae. Gene Ontology annotation, molecular function: G protein-coupled receptor activity.
GUUAAUUCGAGAGAAUCGAAAAUCGUGUCGCGUUUCAGCGAAAUUUGACCAUAACACUGGCUUUUUGUUUCUAACGUGGAUUGAAAAUUGCAAUGGUGAAGCGAAGUAUUGGUGUUGGUUAAAAGGAAGGCUGGUUUCGCUUGUAUGACUUCAGCGCCUGACCGGUAUCAUUGUUACAACACACAAAUGCUCUAUGUUGGAAUUCACACAACAUGCUUACGGCUUUCGGACACAUGUUUUCAUUUUGGGGCUCCUUGCAGUAUGCACCGUAUGCCACGAGGCCAACGAUCUCCAGUCGAACUCGUGCACGGGAGAGCAAUCGACCGCAAAAAGGAACUCGUUUAAUUUCCGCAAGUUUGGAAACGUGACGGGUUUAGAGGACUGUGUGGAUAUAUGUUGUAGAGAUGAUGCGUGCGAACUGGCGAUACUUUCGCGCGGUUUUCAUUGUUAUGGUGUUUCAUGCGACAAGCCGAAACUUUGCCACAAGAUACUGGACAAAUUGUUAAUGGAAGAUGAAAGACAGCUGCAGCGAAACCCAAGAAAUGCAGGAACAACAGACUUUAUCAGGCACACGUCACAAGUCACCAACCCGAGGUGUCCAAAACGCUUUGUACCCAGCUUUCAUGUCCUUCUCCUCCCUGCCAGAACAACUCGCGAGUUUUACAAAUUUUCUCAGCAGUCGGAAGAUGAAGGCCAAUGCAAUACGCAGUGCUGUAGAUCACGUGAAUGCUUGCUCUCUUUCAUCGAAGAUGAAGAGUGUUAUGGCGUUACUGGUGUACCAGCUGAUAGCAACAGCACAAAUAGUACACGAGAACCUACGCUUGGUUUAGAAAUCGCUAUUAUUGAUCGAAAUAAAGAGAUUUCUAGAAGCUUGGAUGAUGGAGAUGAAGAUCCAGAUGAUAUAGGUUCCGACGACAGCGAUAUAAAGUCGUCAGAUACAAAACUGCCUAGGCUUCGGCCAACUGAAGUCAACGGCAACCUACAAACGUCACAGGUUGGCAAAAUAUUUUCAAAUACAAAAAAAACAAUCGCAAAAGCCAAGGAGAGUGUAUUCUCAAAGAGGAUACCGACAAUGGGACCUACAAAACAUGAGGCACAGCCCACUGCUAUGGGGCAUGAACAAAAUCUAUCAAAUCAAUCAAGAACUAAGCAUCCCAAAUUUCCUACUACUAAGGAUAUUAAGACAAAAGGUGUACCAUUUCAUUUCAAAGGCGUUGCAAGUAGAAGGACUCCUUCAGGGACUCCUUCAUUUUCCAAAAACAGAGCAUUCAAAAUAUAUUCCAACAACAAAAGUUUGACGAAACACUUAAGCUCAACACUCGCGCAAAGGGUGAGCCCCUCUAAAGGUGGAAAAUUUACAAAAAUAAAGCCAACAGUAAAAGUUUGGAAGGCUGCUGAAACCAGACGAGGAACUCAAAGUAUAGAAACUGGUGAAAACCCUAAAGGAAAGCAUUAUGUCAAAAAUCUGAAGCUAAUUACAAGGACAACUACUGCGAUGAAACCCAGCAGGAAAAGUUCAAAGGUAUCACGAAUAAGCGAUAGAGGUUUUGAAAUUGGUACGAAAAGGCUCGAUACUCAUCACAAGGGGUCCACUGCACGUCUAGUGGGGGGGACGGACGAAGGAAACUCUCGUGUUGAUGAAGGUUCAUUGAGUGGAUUUGAUGGUAUCAGUGGGGAUCACAGAUAUUCUGGAGAAGACCGUGAAUUCAGCGGACAUAAUGCUUUCAGUGGAGUAAGUGGAUUUGACGAUAUCAGUGGAGAUCAGGGAUAUUUCGAUAAAGAACAUGGAUUCAGUGUACAUGAUGAUUUCAGUGGAGUAGGCGAAGACGAUGUGAGUGGGAACCAUGAAUAUUUGAAUAGUAGUGGUGGCGAUUCGAGCAAGCAUAGCAGUGAUUUAAUGGAAAAUGCUAAGGUGCUGAGAGACGAUGGUUCGGUUGAACAUCAUUUGAGUGAUGCCGACCUGAGUGGAAGUGAUAUUGGAGUGGGUGGAUAUGCAGAAAAUUCAGAUGAAAGUGGAAAAAACGGUAGAAAAAGUGAAGUAGGUUCCACGGAAGAAGGGGAUGGGCCAUAUAAGAUAAAUCAUGAUGUAACAAAGCCAAAAUUGUAUCAGGGAGAAGACAAAAACGGGAACAUGGCGAGAAAAAAGAUUGAUCUCAUUAAAGAUUUGGAAGAACUUGGAUCAGAUGGAGAUAAGAGCAGCGUGCAUAGUAAGCAAACCUCGAAGAAAGUUGUAAAAGUUCCUCGUGUCAUAGUGUCUGGUAUAAAGAAGGACCCGAACACCAAAAAAGGAAAAGAUAAAAGAAUGAAAUCUAGGAAAGUUCACUUUGAUUUAAAACAGUCUCGUAAAAUAAAGAACCAAUCAAGUUCCAAAGUAUCACGUAAAUUGCGACCGGAAAGCCAUGAUGUUAAAGCAAGUAAUGUCAGAGCUAAGUUAAAUCCCAAGAAAAGGAAAAAUUAUGGUAGGACAGAACUGUUAACCAACAAGAUGGUAAGGAAGGAAAGAAUUCAAGAUGGGCACAAGCGUUCGAAGAUGAAAUCAGUCAAUAGCACAGUGAAACACACCAAGCCUAGUGACCGAAAUUCGUCUGGGCGACUCAUGAAAACAAAAGACAACGUUGCAGACAUAGCUACUAAGCCGUUGCUCUUUCAUGGAGCACGGAAUGAGGGUAAUAAGCAUAAUAUAAUCAUCAAAAGGAACAAGGUUAACAGAAAUGCAGCAAACUCUACGGCGUCACAGAUUAUUCCUAAAGCAAUGUCUACGGGAAUAGUUCGCAAGGGUAAAUCAAUUAGCCGCCGUAGCAAAGGAAAAGCUAAGGUCAUUCGAACAGGAGACAAUGCGACUUCACAUAGACCAUCAACGAAGGGCUUGACUGUGAAUUAUCAAGCAAAACAGGUAAAACUUAAUGGCAAAGCCAGUCUGGAAAAAUCGAUGGGAAAGGGUUAUCAAGCAAUCAACCAAAAGAAACGGAAAUCUCUAGAGUUUGUGGGAUUCCAGGGAGGCCACCGCUUACAAAGCAAAGUUAAACCCUUGACAGAAAACAAUGAGAAGCCUACAACAUUGCGAAACAAAAAAGUGGGUCGCACGAAAACGAAAAGUAGGUUGUCAAAUGUCAACUACACAAUAAAGGACACUGGUGAUCUUAUGCAAUAUGCCCAUCGGAAAGUGUCCGUUAGGCAUAAAACAACGCUAAAAGUUAUAGCCGGGCGUAACGGCUCCAAUGUUGAAGGUAAAACGGCACAGAAAGUCAGUUCAUCGAUAAAAGUAAUGGCUCAUAAGAAAGUUGAUAAAAAGUACGGGACCAGUCCAAAGGACUCACUGCAAAACAACGUUCCGCGUUUUCAUCGAAAACCUCAUGUCGCACAUAAGAAGCAAAAUAGUAUGCAUGGACGGAGGGCGCCGAUAUUUCAUCUACCGACCACGACCUCAGAGAAAGGAAACCGUAUAAAGGACUCAAAAGGCAGUAUUCAUCAAGACCUUAUGUUGUCCUCUACUGAAGGGAGCUUAUCUUCUAAAGAAAACCGUUCAUUUGUCUCCCACAUUACAUUUUCGCCCCAUCAAUUCAUAAAUACUUUAAAAACAAAUACUUCCCACGUAAAUAUAUCGGCAAAGCAACGCAGCAACAGCAACGCCUCUGACGCCAAGGCUACGUUCGUGGGUCAUUUUGUGAACGAUAGUGGUGGUAGUAAUGGUAUCGAUUUUUCAGUUAAAUCCAGUGAAAAGCACCAUAAACUUAGCAGUAAGCACCGUUUAACUGUUGAUUUGGACGACUUAGGAGACGCUGAUUUUGAUAUAAUGAUGUCAAAUGAUAUUCCUCACAAGGACUUACCCAAGAAGUCGAAGGGAAAAGAUAAAAAACAUGCAAGUAAAAGCAACAAAAACCAUGAUAAUAGUAGAACAGAGAAAAAGAGGAAACACAACUCCCAUGGUAACGAUGAAGAUGAUGACGCUAAAGGAUCGUUCUACAAACAGAAAGACCAAAGUGAGGCAACGAGCAAAGGCAAACUCCAUCGACACCAUCAUCAUUCCCACAAGGAAAAGGAUAAAGAUGCCAACGAGGAAGAUGAAGAGGGAACCUCCAGAGAAGAAGAUGGUCACCGAAAUGCUGAGCGCAAAUCGCGUCAUCACCAUAGGCAUCAUGAUAAUGCCAAUACUGUGGAACGGAAAGACUACGAAGACGAGAAUCACCAUCAUAGUGCACAUAAGGGACAUCUGCAUCAUAAAAAGAAGGAAAGCAACGAAGAAGAUGGUGAGGAUAACAGGGAGGCUAGGAAGCAUAUAAAACACCACCAUGUUGAACGAGACGAAAGUGAUCGUUCAAGUGAUGAUCAAAAGAUGAAACAUCGACGCCACCAUAAGCAUAAGGAUCACGACCAUAUACCCAAAAUAAAAUAUGAUGACAAUCAUUGGCAGGGAAAAGUUAUUCCUGGACGAGUAAAAAUAACGUAUAGCAAAGACCAUGCCAAGAAGCGACAUUAUCACCGUCACAAGCAUAAAAUUCAAAACGAUGAUGACCGCUCUGAAACACGAGAAAAUCACCAUAACCGGAAAAAUUCCUUUAAGGCGCACGAAAUGGACAGCGAUAGCGACGAGGAUACUAAAAAUAGAAAACUGCAAAAACAUUUUAAGGAAAAAUCUAAUGACAAUCAUGAGGGUGAUGACGAUGACGAAAAUGAUAAAAAGCAAACAAGUCACAGAGGGAACACUCACAAGAAAAAAGAGGAAAGGGUAGAAGAGAAAACAGACGUAAAUUAUGAAGUGGUUAAAAAAGGUCGGCAUAGGGCAUCUCACGAUGAAGAUAAUGGCGAUGAUUCCGAUGAAUCUUCUGAAAACAAGCAAGAAGAAAAAGAGGAUGACAGUGAUGAGGUAGAAGACAACGACAAAGUUAAUGAGGAAGACAAAGAUAAUGCACAUGACCAUAGCGACGGUAGUGAAAGAAAGAAAAAUAAUAGAGUAGUUUUAGGGGACGAUUCCGAAGACGAGGACGAAGACGAAGCUAAUCAAACAGAGGAAAGUCAUGAUGCUGACGGACACUGGAAUAAGCACAACUACCAUGAACAAGAACAUGCUAGCAACGAGGAAGAGUAUCAUAAAAAUAGAAAUCGUAAGGAAUAUCACAAACUUCAUUUUUACCAUAAACAUUGGGAAUCUAGACACAAGCACCAUGAAUCUCAUUUUGAAUCUAAGGCAAGUGACGAUGAUAAUAGUGAUCAUUUUGGCGUUGAGGCGGAGAAUAACUUGAAACAUGAUAGACGAAAUUUCAGAAAAUCCAAGAUUUAUCACAGAGAGAGGAAGAAGGAAUGGAGGGAAUAUCAUGAAGCAGAAGGUGAAAAUGAAGAAACUAAUAAUGAUAACCAUGAAAGACAAUUUCAAAGGAGUCAUAAACAGUACCAUUAUCAUCAUAAACGCCCGGAAUGGAAAAAUGACAAGACGACAGAAGAGUAUAGGGAACAUAACGAGCAUAAGGAAGCAUAUGAACGGGAUCCUUUAAGGAAUAACGAAGACGAUAAUGGAAGAAACCUGGAACAUAUCGAUGAACAUAUCCCUGAUUAUCAAAAAGAGCGUGAGGAAAUAGAAGAGAUUCCCUCUCGUGAUAGAAUUGAGGAACGCAGACCAAAUGAUGAAUCUGGAGAAGAGAAACACAAAAAGCAUCAUCACGAAAAGUUUCAUCACUUUCCUGAAGACGAUAGCGUUGCGUGGAAAAAUAAAGAAGAUUUUGAAGGGAAUAAGUAUGAAAAUGGAGAUGUUCCAUACAGACAUGAACAAGCGCACAACCACCGGCUGAUAGAUGAAGAUGAGAAACCGUACGAGGAUAACAGAGACCACGAGAUGCACUAUGAUCAUGGUUCCAAACACAAGCCGAGGCACUGGAAGAAGUGGCACCGGAAGAACCACCAUCACUUCUAUGAGAAAGACCAACACGAUUUUGAGGGUACUGGGGGCCCGUUUGAUUCUUCGGCGUCGAUGCGCGUUUACAAUGCUAAUAAUGAUGAUGACGAUCAAUAUUAUGGUGGUGAAGGUAAUCAGGAAUACCAGGGACGUAAUCAUUAUAAGCACAAACAUCGUAAGCAUAGGCAAAGCUAUGAAUUUUGGGGUAAUGGAAAUCAAAACCCCUACUAUUAUAAUUACAACUAUCACAAUUCUAGAGCUCCAUAUGGAUACUAUAAGCCAAGGUCUAAAUUUCGUUCAUAUUCUGAAUGGCGUAGAGAGCACCACGGUAACUAUGAUAGAUGGAGACCGAAACCUUCUAGAUGGUACCCGCAUAACGAGCACUGGAAUAGAAAAUCGUCUUGGCCAGCAUCUCAAGAUAACAAACCUGUAGACUUCCAGUGGAAUAAAUUUUACUACAACAAUGGCAUGCCACCGAUACCUACCCCUUAUCCUGAAGAUCCAUCAAACCGUUGGCAACCAACAAAUCCACAGUGGAAGCCACCCGAUCAGACGCAAAACAGCUUUGGGAAAAAUAACUGGUCCUCAGAUCAAUAUCCUAGUCAAGGACACGCAGGGCGCGAGGAUCAAAACCAAAAACAAUACAAUGACUGGAGUAAAAAUGGGCCCCCUCCUCACUUAAAACAGGGUGGUUACGGACCACAGAGAAACCCAUCCGCACCUGGGUUGCAGCGGUGGAGAAAUAUCAAUGCAACCAAGCAGGAUGGUGGACAACAAUCAACAGGAGUUCAAUCACAAUAUAUUCCUCCUGCUCAACAAAACUUCAAUAAAGUUUUUAAUCAGACUAAGUUUCACCCUACAAAUCGCCCGAAAUACCCAGCUGGUUCUUCAUCGCAAGUUUCAGGCCCAACAAAUAUCAACCAGAUCAAAAAAAUUAUGGAUAAGUUGAACACUCCUCCAUCAACUUCCGGCCUUCGACCAAGCAAAGUUGCUCCCACUGUCAAACAAGACAUAUUGCACAAUGCGACUACCAACAAAGAUGGAGUUCCCAAGACAAACUUGACCACCACGGAUCAAUUGAAAGAUAGAAACCGCCUGGAUGGAUUUUUCAACGAAGAAAAAAAUGGAAAGAAAAAGUCAGAGAUCUUACGGCCUGCGAAUAGGAGCGAGGAUCGACAAGCUGAAAAAAAUACAAGUUCUCAAGGAAACACCUCGCAGCAUGCCAGUCUAACGCCGCAAACAACCAAUACCCCACCCAAACCUCCUUCCAACCAAGUCACAAAUAAAACGACAGGAGAUCGUACCAAUCCACAACAGGCGGCUGGAAAUCGAACCAACAAGCCUACAGCGCCCACACUAAAGAGCUCCACAACUACUGCCAAGCCAACCACUCAGACAACCACUGAACACACUCCAGCAGCAGCACCAAACUUUGGAGACGUCUCUCAAUCCGAUGAUUCUUCAGAAACAGGAAAGAAACAUCGGAAACACCGGGCUCCUAUUUGCAUGGCGGGUAAGACAACAGACGACGUCACUUUACUGCGAGGGAAAAAGGCGGGAAACUUUACCAACAUUGGCGACGUGGGCGACUUCGAGAUGUGUAUCAAGAGGUGCUGUCAGACGAAGACAUGCGACCUGGCUUUUAAGUCUGCAGAGACUUGCUUUCUCGUAAACUGCUUUGAUAAAGAUUCGUGCAAGACCACCGAGUCCCUGGAUGAUAUAUUCAGUCCUCGGAUGUGUUUUGUGAAAAGGCAUUUAAGUGACGAAGAAAAAGACGAUCAAGAUCAAGAUGGGAACGAUGAAUGGGACGACAAAGUCUCUCCUUCAGGAAUUCGCGAAGUCUGUGAUAUGGAAAAGGCUCUUGGAAUAUUGUGGAAGAAAACGAUUGCUGGGCGUUUCUCUGCCCAUCCAUGCCCACGCGGCGCAAAAGGUUUUGUAAGACGGCGUUGCGAAGCUGAUUCAAGAUGGAUGCCGCCUGACUUCAGUGAUUGUGUGUCCAAUGGCUAUCAAGAUCUCUAUGACAAGUCUAGAAAGCUUGCCGCUGGAGCUGACCCCAGCCCACUCAUACGGGAACUGUCACAGCUGACAACCCAGAACAUCGACAAUUCCUUGAUAUUCGGAGGAGACCUAAACCGAGCUACAGAUAUUAUGGCCGCUAUAGUACAGCAUAACGGACAAACUGAAUUCUUAGAGAUGACCAAAGAGGAUGUAGAGAAUUUUGUAAGAGCCAGCAGUAAUCUCCUGGAUAUGACAAAUCAGCAGGAAUGGUUCAAUAUCCAAAAGAAUAAACCGGGGUCAGCGGAUGUUCUGCGAGCCAUGGAAAUGUUUGCACUUCAAGCGGCACGACGUCUUUCCCGAGAAGAUAUGGCGGAACCUACCAUCACUAACAAUAUCGUUAUUAAGAUGGACAGAAAGUCUGCAGGGGAUGAUGGUCUUACUUUCCCAGACUUUGCUAAUCCAAGAGUCAAUCGCUGGGAUGCGAGACAUGACGUCAUUGCCCUUCCGUCCUCUGUGUUUGCCCAAACUACAAAAGAUGUGAGUGUUGCUACAAUCAGUUUUAAAAGUUUGCCUUACUUGCUUCCCGAUUCCAACGUCAGUACUGGUCUUGGUCCAAAUUCCAAAGUGAUGUCAACGGUACUGCACCCCCACCCCCAAGGGAAGAUUACCCCACCCGUUACUAUAGUACUUAGUCACAUCAAGCGAAAGCGUGGAAAUCCUAAAUGUGUAUUUUGGGAUUACGCACUGAGUCCCCACAGAGGCGGGGCGUGGUCAUCACGUGGCUGCUGGCUAGCAUACAAUAACCACACCCACUCAAUUUGUCAAUGUAGUCAUCUGUCAAACUUUGCCGUUUUAAUGGAUCUCUCAUCGGACGAGGUCUCACAAAAGGAACAGAAAAGAGAGAGGACAAUGGCUUUGAUGUGGAUUGGUAUUCCUGUGCUUAUCGUGGGAGUGAUUGGUGGCCUGUACAUGUCCUUUAGCUGGAAUCGAAAAUCAGGAAUGUCCAGUAGUGUGACGAGGCCUCCCGNUUCAGUGAACGAAAAAACUGGUUUGCUUGGACAGAGAGUGGUUACAAGUCAAGUGCGAGAAGAGUUUCCGCCAUCACCCACACGUGACCUUUAUCGCGCUCUGUCUCCUGGGUACUCACCGACUGGCGAUCUUGAAUGGCAAGACGAGUUCGAUUUUGAGGUGGAGCCUGGUGACCAGGGAUUCAAACAAAUGCUUCUGCCCAAGUUACAGAUGUUGCAGAAUCAUCUGAUUAAUGAAUUCUACGACAGCGAGAAGAUGGAGACGAAAAGGAAAAAACUCUUGGAGACCACGAUCAAACAAAAGCCCCAGAUUACAAUUAUCAGCCCAGUACAACCGCCUUCAGAUCAGUCAAAUCACAGCCAAAAUGCGAAGUCACAGAGUAUGGCUAUCGGCCCAGUACAAUGCGAACGGACACCCACCAGACAGACGAUUCAACCAAAAUCUCAGAUUACGACUGACCACGUGAGGAGGUCACAGACUUUCGAGACAACCCGCAGACAAUCGGAGCAUCUCGCUAGAAAACUUCGAGUAAGAUUUGCGGAUGAAAGUCCACCAGGACGAAAUCUCACUGAUGAAGAUAAAGAGCGUUUUAAAAGGCUUCAAAAAAUGGAAAGAAGAGUCUUCGCGCAGCAUAUCAGUAGAUGGACAGCCAGUAGCCAUCUCAACUUGUCAGAGUAGACUUUUUUAAAAUAAUCUUUGUAAAUACAUUUAUAAAUCGCAUACUUAGUUAUCGAUGGCAAACAUUUCCAUUACGUUGUUUUAUACCCGCUCACUCGUUCACAGUCCUUAAGAGCGUUCUUAUAGAAGAUAGCAAUUUUAAGUUGAUUAUUUCCAUGUUGAUUUCACAAGUCGUUUGAAAAGAGGAACUUUGGUGUCACGUGGCAGUGUAUAGGUAUCAAUAACAUCCGUCCUCAUACCGCGGUCUGUUUGGCGUGCGAGCAAGCUCUCGUAUUUGCGUUUUGCUUUAUGGCACAGCCGGCUAUUUAGUCCUCCGCAGCUGCCUAAAGAAACGUAAUGAACCUUCUCUAAGCAGCUAAUCAAAUUUAUUGAAAAAAACGUUGUUUGCAAUCUAAAAGAGUGAAGAUCGUAUGGAAUUGGCUUAGUAUGAUAACAUGACAACAACCCACAUGGUUACGAUACGUGUAAAAUACAUAUACUACACUUUUGAUACAUUGAAAGGAAUAUGCAAAGUGCAAAUGAAAUUCAACUUCCUCCAGUCUCUCGGAAGACUUGUGUAAAGGAUGAGAAUAUUUAUAUAUUUUCCAAGAAAUAACAGAUAGGAGUGGUGUAAUUUAUGACUACAAAUAUUUUUGUACAUUUCAUUUUUUACAGAUUGUGUUAGGAUAUUAUUAAACAUAUCAAAACGGGUUCGACUA